AUGACUGACGAUCAUCCCUCGUUAACCACUAAAAUUGCGCACCUUGAAAAAUAUAUUGAAUACCUACAAUCUACCAUGAAUGAUCUCACUAAAGAAAUUAAUGAUAUGAUUGAAAAGCAACUGCAUGAACCUACUUCUAAUCUUAAAAUCAAUGAUAACCCUCCAAAUGAUGACUCAAGGGACGAAAUCAUCAAGAACCUCAAUACCGCCAAAAGUCAAACAAACUUUAAAUACUUUAUCUCUGAUAUGUCUCUCCAAAUCACAGAGUUCACCGCUCAACAUCUUACUGGAAACGAUGAAAACAAUAUUCUCCAUAUGAUCUCCUGCCUAUGCAAUUGGCAUGAGAAAUCUAAAGGUUUAAUAGCUAUGAGAAUUAGUAAACCACCAGACUCAAGCUGCUUCAAAACCACUGUUACAGUUAAGAAUUUACAAUCACUACAAGAAAUCCUCUCUAACACCGAAUGGUCUCGCCUCAAAACUUAUACUCAACUAGCUGAAGAUUCCCGUUUUGAAGUCUUUAUCAACCUCUCUACAGAUUUUGAAGACCAUGAAAUCGUAAACGUCGUUAAAGAUAUCACCACUAAACCAGGAAUUACUAUUCACCCAAACUCUAUCAAAAUCGAUGAAAAGGCAUCUCCUUUUUAA
Naegleria fowleri is the source of this 645-nucleotide messenger RNA. RefSeq lists its product as uncharacterized. Lineage: Eukaryota; Heterolobosea; Eutetramitea; Acrasida; Naegleriidae. The record is from RefSeq and is a predicted model, not a curated record. The coding region runs from base 1 to 645 and encodes 214 amino acids. The transcript is spliced from 2 exons.